UUGUUGAGGGGGAAUUGUAUGAUAUGAUCAAUCUUGAAGGCACUAUUUCAGUAGUGUACAAAGGAUUCACCUACCACAUUCCCCUUCGCGUAAUGUUAAUGGAAGACUACCCACUCUCAGCGCCUAUUAUCUACGUCAAACCAACAGCAAAUAUGAUACUUGACAAGAAUGUCCCCUAUGUGAAUGGCCGUGGGAAGAUUUCCACCCCAUACCUUGAUAACUGGGACAGAGAGCAACAUCCAGAUUUGUUCAAGAUAUUACAUGAUUUAUGUAUCCGGUUUGCUCAAAACCCUCCGGUCUGGACUAAAAGAACAGACAAUAUGGUCAAAGUUUAUGAAUCCAGGAAUCGAAGACUAGGAGAUGUAAGACUAAAAGAAUCUCGACAGGAAAGGCAAGCAGUGGCCCCAGUGGACACUAGACAAGGGCAGACUGGCUACCCCUCUUACAGGCCCUCUUCGAGUGAACCAAGUCAGGAUAUGUCGACUUCUCUUGCCACUUCACAGGAAAAUAGACCUCCUCUAGGCAGCCCAACGAGCGUUCCUGAGUCCCAACAUCCAUCUGCGCUUGGCACGUCUUCCGUUUUACCAAAGACUGUUUCUAAAAACACUUUAGAAAGUUCGGCAUCGGAGAGCAAGAGCGUUGCGUACGAUUCACAAAGCUCAAGUGGUUCUUCAUCAGCCACUCCUUCACCUUCGCAACUGCCUUCUGGUGAAGGUUUCAUCCCGUUUGAUCCUGCUCAAGCUGUUUCGAGUCCGGGUAGCUUUGUCCCCGCUUUUAACUAUACUAAUAACAAUGAUAAUUUUAAUGAUACAGCCAUGGAACGGAAACAGCCUUCGACUUCGUCAGAAGGACAUCUGUUGAGAAGCCGGUCGGUACCUGUAAACCUUUCCCGCCAAAAAUCCUGUCACGUGCUCUCGACGUACAAACGCCGCAACAUAAUUGGAAGCGGAGGAUUUGCAAAGGUUUUCCUUUACGAAAACGAGAACACUGGAGAAAAAGUUGCUUGCAAGAUUGUGAAUCUUGGAGACAAUGACGACCACGUCCAGAAGUGCGCAGAAGCUCUUAAAAAAGAAAUCAGGAUCUUGAGGACCCUCAAACACGAGUUUGUUAUCAGUUACUUAUCGACGGAGGAGCACGAAAACGAUUUGGCUAUGAUCAUGGAAUAUUUUCCAAAGGGCUCACUUUACUCGGAGUUACAGCGUCGACCUGAGGGACACUUCGAUGAACCAAACGCGCGACUUUUCACUUGGCAGAUCAUACAAGGAGUGAAAUAUCUCCAUGAAAAUGGAGUCAUUCAUAAAGACAUCAAAGCAAGAAAUAUCUUGAUAGAUGACAGUAAUAUCAUCAAGAUAGCUGAUUUUGGGAUUUCUAAGAAAAUGGAUGCUUUGGUGACAGCCACCACGACUUGUAAAGACAAUUUUGCAUCGAUUUACUGGCAAAGCCCAGAAUAUUUGAGAGGUGAAAAAUGUGGUAGAAAAACCGAUGUCUGGAGUAUAGGUUGUACUGUUGUUGAAAUGUUGGUCGGCCAACCUCCUCUACUCUGUGAUGGUGAUAUCACAAAAGAAGCUGCAGGGAUGAGAAUCCUCCGGGGUGAGGUCUACCCACCUGAUAGCUGUUCAGAAAUUGCCAAAGAAUUUCUUGAAUAUUGUUUUAGACCUCAAGAGACAAGGCCAAAGGCAAGUGAGCUGAUGGGAAAAACAGAAUUUCCAUCUCCUUCCGUGUAGAAAUGAGAUGUCAGAUAUAAUGAUGUUAGAUGGAAGUUUAUCUCCUACUCAGACAUCCUAAGUAAUGCUUUGCUUGCAUGAUAUCCCUAAGGGGUACCCCCUAAGGACAUGUGUGUAAGAGAAUUUCCGUUUGUACCACAAACUUGUGGACAGAUAUGAUUUCUAUAGCUCAUAGAAGCAAAUGGAGAAAAAAUCUUUCAGAAUUUGAAUUUUUUAAAUUAUAUUUUCCAAAUUUGCCUUUUAUAGUACUUAUUUGGCUUCUCGGGCAACAGCAUAUUGUCUAAUGUUCAAUGAUCCAAUGAUCCAAUGAUCUGGUCAACUGAGUAAUUUCUUGAUUCGUGGAGGCCUAAAAAUAUGCUUACUUAAGAGUCUAGGAGGUUGUAAAUAAGGGAAAAUUAAAAUUGUAAAAAUAAAUAGAAGAUUUGAUAGUGAAAAAGUUGAAAAGCACUGAAAGUGAUAUGAAGAUUAGGUAAUACCAGUAUUAAUGAAUCAAUGUUUUUAAUGAAAUGGUUUGUUUUGGAUAAAGAAUGAACUACA
Actinia tenebrosa (Australian red waratah sea anemone) is the source of this 2261-nucleotide messenger RNA. RefSeq lists its product as uncharacterized. Gene Ontology annotation, biological process: protein phosphorylation; protein transport. The record is from RefSeq and is a predicted model, not a curated record. Lineage: Eukaryota; Metazoa; Cnidaria; Anthozoa; Actiniaria; Actiniidae. Gene Ontology annotation, molecular function: protein kinase activity; ATP binding.